AUGGCGAAUCCCAAAUCUCACAUCUUCUCUCUCUCCUUAAUCGUCACUACCUCACUUUUUCUUCUUCUUCAUUUCCCCACCGUCUCCUUCGCUCAGACGCUCUUCGUCUUCGGCGAUGGUCUUUACGACGCCGGCAACAAACAGUUUCUCUCUUCGAAUCGCGUCGACGCUAGCUUCCCUCCGUAUGGAAUCACCAUAGGGAAGGCCACCGGACGGUGGUCCGAUGGUCGGAUCAUUCCCGACUAUCUCGCUGAUUUCAUGGGGAUCCCUCGUAUCCCUCCGAUUCUCCAAAACCCGGCCGAUUUCUCUCACGGUGCUAACUUCGCCGUCGCCGACGCCACCGUUCUCGGCUCUCCUCUCGAGACGAUGACUUUGUCACAACAAGUGAUAAAGUUCUUGGAAACUAAGAACAGAUGGGAAAAUCAAACACGUUCUGAAGCAAUCUACUUGUUCUACAUCGCCUCUGAUGAUUACUUGAGCUAUGCCAAGAACAAUCCGAAUCCAUCAGAUGACCAGAAACAAGCUUUUGUGGAUCAAGUCAUCACUGACAUAGAAGCACAGAUCAAGGUGGUUUACGGUUCAGGCGGGAGGAAAUUCGCGUUCCAGAACUUGGCACCGUUGGGUUGCUUACCGGCUGUGAAACAAGCUUAUGGAAACGUUCAAGAAUGUGUGAAACUGCCUUCGGAAUUGGCUGCUUUGCAUAACAAGAAGCUGAUUAAGCUCUUGGUUGAUCUUUCAAGACAGCUCAGUGGUUUCCAGUACUCGUUUUACGACUUCUUCAGCUCGAUCCAAAACAGAGUUAUCAAGUCAAAGAUUUACACAUUCGAGACAGGAACCGCUGCUUGUUGUGGAACUGGACCUGUCAAUGGAACCGGCUGCUCGACGAACAAUCUAUGCGCUAACAUUGAAGAUUAUGUCUUCUUCGAUGGUAAGCAUUUGACGCAAGAAGGGAACCUUCAGGUGGGGCAUUUGAUUUGGGGAGCUGACCCGGAAGUGGUUGGACCGAACAAUCUCAGAGAGCUUCUCGUCCUUCCUCUGGACGUUACAAUCAUCUUAGCUGACAUUCAGGAAGCUAUGGCUGCCAUUAGGAAGAGCCAGAACAAAAUUGAGAAUCUCUACGAUAUCACGAAGAUGGAGUCGGAGAUGGAGAAUCAAUGGGCUUAUCAAGUUAAAAAAGCUAGCUCCUUUCUGAUCUGA
Microthlaspi erraticum is the source of this 1197-nucleotide messenger RNA. Lineage: Eukaryota; Viridiplantae; Streptophyta; Magnoliopsida; Brassicales; Brassicaceae. The record is from the annotation of a GenBank genome assembly.